AUCCGAAAAACUGCAGUGCUCUCAGAAACUGAGCAGCUCUCCUGUUCCAUUUAACUUAUAGCCAGUUUGAAUUCACAUUUGAAAUGUUACAGAAAGGCUUUUAUCUGGUUUGGCUUCUGUUAUUAUUUGGGUUGAGCAGCAGUGGAGCGCUGAAGGACCCUCAUCCAGAGCUUUCUGAUCAGGAGUUUUUCUGGGGAGCCGAUCAGUAUGACUUUUCCAUCAUGCUGCGUGCUGGAGACCUCCAGUGCUACUGGCACUUUGCUCACUUCGGCGAGCGCUUCUACUUAAACUUCAUGGUGCAGCUGGUGACUGGUGUGGCUCUGGACAGACAUCUCUCUGUGACUGUUAAUGCCCCGAGCGGUUUAAUAGUCGGCACAGUUGAUGAUGCAAGUGGUCAGAUUGCCUUCAGUGUUCAGGAGACUGGUUUUUAUCAGAUGUGCUUCAGUAAUUUCCACAAUCGCUUCGGGAGCAUGCAGGUUUUCUUGAACUUCGGUGUGUAUUACGAGGGACAAAAGGACAUCGAGAAACAAAAGGAAGAAGAGAAGAAAAAGAAAGAAGAGGACAUGAAACAGAUAAAUAGUACAUUGUCCUUCAUUGAGGAAAGCAACAGCAGGCUGCAGAGGUUUGUCUUCCACAUGUGGCGUCAUUAUAACUACGAGCGAAUGAGACGCGGUGCUGAUUUCUACCUGCUUCAGUCCAACUCCACUUAUGUGAACAGCUGGUCUGCUGUGCAGAGUCUGGUCAUCAUCACCGCUGGAUACCUGCAGCUCUACUGCCUCAAGAGACUCUUCAACACCAAACCAGCAGAGGGAGACAAGCCCCGCUGUUAACAUCAACACCAAACCUGUCUCUUUCUUCAUAAUACAGCCAUACAGGGGUCUUUUGAACACUUUUAUGAACCAAGAAUGAAUUUAAAUUAAAAGCAAAUUAUUUCAGCCUUUUAUUUGGUUAUUUGAAUAUCAUAUUAAAACUGACUUCCUCAUGA
Molecule: messenger RNA, 985 nt
Organism: Cyprinus carpio (common carp)
Lineage: Eukaryota; Metazoa; Chordata; Actinopteri; Cypriniformes; Cyprinidae
Gene: tmed6
Product: transmembrane p24 trafficking protein 6
Biological process (GO): Golgi organization; intracellular protein transport; endoplasmic reticulum to Golgi vesicle-mediated transport
Cellular component (GO): endoplasmic reticulum; COPII-coated ER to Golgi transport vesicle; Golgi apparatus
Source: RefSeq, a predicted model, not a curated record